AACUUUCUGCCAUAAUAAACACAUGCAGAAAAUUAAACACACAACAUCAUAAACACAUCGUAUGUUUUUGGUUAUCAUUUUCCUACAAAGCCAUCAUGUCCUCUGCAUUUAGCCAACGCUGCCUAAUUUGCUCAUCAUGGUCACCAAAGUCUACGUCAACCUCAUUCCUGAGUGGCGAAGAGUCUGACGAGUCGAGGGUGAGUUGCAUGUUGGAUCGCCAAGUGUCGGCCCUUUACUUGGUGUCGGGUUUGUUGGAGGUGCCUGGCGAAAUGUGCGCCCGAUUUCUCACCGUUUAUGGUCAUCCCGAUGAGUGGGCUAACGUUUGCGAAUGGUGUAACAUCCUCGUUGCACAGGGCAUGACCCUCUUUCGCCAAAUUAGGAGGCUGGAGGCAGAACAUGCAAAGGUCAGGGCGGCAGUGAAGGAUAGGAUGAAGGUCAAGGUGGAAGUAGAAGGAAGUGGGAACGACCAAGAGGCUGCUGCAAUUGAUAUCAGACGGUUUCUGGAUGCAAUUGAUAACUUGGAAGCUGAGCACAAAUCUGAAACACAAUGUAAUCAGCAAGAUAUCAAGAAUUAUAUUGGCUCUCAGGCCGUCGCCACUGUAAAUGAAACCCCUCAUAAACGUUCAAGCAAAGGUUCCACACCUCGACGGACGGCCAAAGUGACUAAAUCAAGAUUAAAGCCCAUGGUGCAACCCUCAAAACCAUGCCCAGAUUCAUCGUCCGAAAACAUAAUGUUUCCAUCACCUUCAAAAAGCGAUGGUUCUCCUCAUCAAGGCAUUAUUUCAGAUACGAAAGGACGUGCUACAGCUAAAUUGAAAAAGAAACCCAAGGGAAUUACUAAAUCAUACGUAAAACCUAAAGGCUUGUACUUGUCAGAGGACGCUGACACUCUUUCAUCAAGUCACGGAGUAAGACGAAGUGGACGACAAGUCACUAAGAAAGUUCAGUUUGACAAUGACAUAAAAAAUGAAGAUCACCAGAAUAUGCUAGAAGAUACAAAUGUACAACAUAAUAUAAUGGAAGAACAAAAAGAUUUCGACUUGGGCGCAGAAGAAAGGGAUUCCGAUCCGGAUUGGGAGUCUGAGGAUUUGUCAUAUUCUUUUCAAAAACACACAGCCAAAUCCGAACAGUCAAUAAAAUUUAAUAGCGAAUUGGAGAGAGAUAUUAUUUGUAAUGACAAUUCGUCCUCUAAUAAUUCCGAAGACAAUUCACAUGAACUAAAUGACGCACCUUCAAGUUCGAACAAGAACAAGCUGGCGGAAUCAAGAAAGAAAUAUGGUUAUACUUCCAACAAAUUGAUGGACAAUGGAAGAUUAAAGCCAGAAUUUAGAAAGUUUCCAAUCCGAGAAACUCUUACAUUUCAGCAAGUUAUUGAACUCCAAAAGAAAACUGCAUUGCCUCCAGUAUUGGGCCGCAUAACGAAAGAAGAACGACAAGAGCGGCGACUGUUACAAAAAGGAAAUUCGCUAGCCGCCCUAUGUCGACGACACCGAGUAAAAGAAUUCCCCUGCUCAACCUGUGGUCAUGUCUUUUCCAUGUACAAGGACUGGAAUAUUCACGCGAAUAUUAAUGAAUGUGAAAAAAGUAACAACACUUUAAGAAAAUUUGGCCCUGUCGUAAUAGAGAGGAUGAAGUGCGAACAAUGUGGGAAACCUGUUGGGAGUGCGACCGCGCUCGAAGAUCACCACAGAACUGCUCAUGAUGGUUCAGACCUGAUUUUAAAUUGCAGGGGCUGCUCGGUUGUUUUUAGACAGGCAGGAGAUUAUCAAAAACAUUAUUUUGAACUUUUAGAGUCCAACCCGGAUUCCGAUUGUGUUAAGUUUGCCCUACAAUGUCCAUAUAAAGAAGGAUGUAGGAAAGCCAUUCGAAAUAGCGAUGAGGCUCUUCGACUUCAUAUACGAAUUCGACACAUUGAUCCAAUACCCAGGACACACCUUUGUGUUCAAUGCAACAAAUCAUUUCCUUCCAAAUAUUUAUUGAGGCGACAUGUCGAGUUACAUGCACCUCGUGAUUUCAAGUGUGACCGUCUCAACUGUACAUCUGCAUUCAGUACUAAAAUCAGACUCAGAGAUCACAUCAAGCAUGUUCACGAAUCCAAAAAAGAUGGAGCAAAAGAAUAUCCUUGUUCAAUAUGUAACAAAGUAUUUUAUGUAAAGGCGCAGACGACACGACAUGAGAAAAUUCACAAUCCGGACUCGCCAUUCCUAUGCACAGUUUGCGGAAAAGGAUUUAAGCUUGCCAACUACUUGACGAUUCAUAUGUGGUCACAUGACCCUGCCAUGAAGGCUAGAUAUGCACGAUAUAAACAAGCAGCAGAACAAAGGCGACAACAGAAAGAAGAUCUAUUAAACCAUCAAGGAUCAGAAAUUCAACAAGAUGCUACCAAUCCUCCUAAUGAUUUCAUGCAAAGUAUCGGAAACUCGUUGGGUUAAUUACAACAAUUUACUGCAUGUUGUUUCCUCACAUUAGAAUUUGUCUGUUUUUAUACUGCAGAAGAGUUAGUUCCUUAAUAAAGUCAGUUUGAAAAAAUCUA
Messenger RNA from Folsomia candida, 2533 nucleotides. RefSeq names its product zinc finger protein 69. The coding region runs from base 96 to 2432 and encodes 778 amino acids. The transcript has 8 exons. Lineage: Eukaryota; Metazoa; Arthropoda; Collembola; Entomobryomorpha; Isotomidae. The record is from RefSeq and is a predicted model, not a curated record.